GAGUAACAUAACGGGUUUCUGCAUCGUGCUGAGAAAAAAAUUAAAUAGGACACAAACUUCUCUAGAUUAAGUCAAAACAGCGACGGCCACAGUGAGUUGCCAUUGUUAGGAAAACCGUCACCGUGGCGUCCUCGAGUGACAUCCGAGAAAAACUGCGGACCAAACGGCGUGCUUUGAAGGAAACUUUAGUGAAAAACAAAGAUGUAGAGGACGUCCAGGCUCUGGUUCCUUCUUCUAAGCUGACUGAGGGGAAACGACCAGCUACAAUGAAGCAGGAACCAGAAAGCAGUGAAGAAGAUUCAGGAGAAGCUCUGAAACGUGCAAUGAUGGCUCAGAGAGAGCGGCGGAAGAAAAGGCUGCAGCAGGUUUUAGCCCAAGAAUUUCAAGAUGUAGGUGUAGAGGACAUCUCCUCUACUCAGCAUCAUAUUGAGGAUGAAGGUUAUCCUGAGACACCAGCUACUCCAGUGGUUUUUUCAAGACCCCCACCUGCUUCUCAGAAAGCAGCAUUGUUGCCCAGCUCCCAGAAACACAAAUUUGAUGUUUCAGCAGCUGGUUUGGCAGAGAGGUUGAGAGCAGCUAAAUCGAAAGGUCCGAGCUUAACAGAGCAGGGUGCCCCAACUGAGCCAAACAGAUGGCUGCAGGGCCUCAGAGACAGACGUAAUCGUACAAGGUUUGACAGCGAGGUUGAGUCAGAUGGGACCAAAAAACAAGAUGCCCCUUUGGCCUCCAGCACCAGAGAGAAGUUCCGAGCAGCAGCAAGACAAGUGGUACAGGGCUAUGCCACUGCUGAGGAGGCAUACAAUUUCUUUACAUCCAACUUUGAUUCAGAUCCACAACAUCAUACUGACAAGAAGACACACAAAGAAAGAAAAGCUCUUGAUAAAGACAGAGGUGAAGAUGAAAGAGAGGAAUCUGAAUAUCGGGAACAUGGAGAAGUACAUCAAGAUGUCCAAGUUGAAAGCAGAGACGAGACUGAUGAGGGCCUUCUUGUGCAGGAAGAAGAUGAGGACUUAUUCCUCGUUCAGCAGUCAUCACAAGACUUCUUAGAAGUGAAAAAAGCAGAGUAUAUUGAAUAUCAUAAACGGAUUCAGCAAGAGUCAGACCUUCUCUUUGUGCCGCAUUCUCAACCAGUUCCAUCUUCUAUUAAAUUGGCUGAAGGCAUGCAGCCCCGUUAUUUGGAGGAUGAGGGACUGUAUGUCGGAGAAAGGCCCCACGUCUCCAAGACCAAUGAGAACAUUAUGGAGAACCGCAUUUUGAAAAUGGAGGAGGGAAAGAAGUGGUUUGGGCUUGAUGGCAGGAUUUUGGCUCUGGCCAACCCCAUAAAGGAACCAUCAACAAGACCUCCUCUCUUCCACAUGGAAGCAGAUCUACACCCGGCACUGCAAUCAGUAUACACCAAGGCUCUGAAGUCUAAGUAUGAGAAUCUGUACGCUGCCGGUGCAGCAGACCCUCUGGGCGACUUCCAGCUCGAUGUUGAUGUCUCAGGGUUGGUCUUUUCCCAUCACCCACUCUUCAGUCGUGAACAUGUCCUGGCAGCCCGCCUAGCUCAGCUGUAUGACCAGUACCUCACCAGGCAACGCAGUAACCUCACAGGAAACCUCACUGUUAAGCUGAAGGGAUUAAGAAAGGCGCACAGAGAUAGACUUGACAUCCACAGUGGACAGAACCUCAGCCAGGCCAUGCAGCAGAGGCUAUCAGAAUACCAUCUGGAGAUUAGGAAUAUUCGUCAGCAGCGAGACACCGAGCAGCAGAAAGACAAAACUCUGCUGAAGAACAUUGUCAAAGUAUGGAAGGAAAUAAAGGCCCUGAGAGAAUUUCAGAAGUUUAACAACACACCCUACAAGCUCUGCUUUAGAAGAGAGAAUGCAGACCGAGCGUCAGAUGAGCGGGAAUAUGAAAAUGACAUCUCAGCAGAGGUUGAGGAGUUGGAGGGAGACAUGGAGGAAGAGUACCAGCGAAGACUUGCUGAGUAUAAUAAACAACUGGAGAAACAGAAGCUCUGGAAACGGAAACAGAGAGCCAUAACAAAAAAAGCUAAAAAGAAGAAAAAAUGCCAGACACAGAAUGAAAGUGAUGGGGAUGGUGAUGAUCUACAGGAAGCCAGUGAAGCAGAAGCUGUCCUUGAAGAAAGGCCACCAACUCCAGAGCCUCCAGAGAAGCCAGACUUUGAGUCUUUAGAGCUGUGGGUCAGAGAGAAAGCCUCAGAGAUACGCAGAAAACCAGGAGAGUCUAUCGUGAUCCCUGAACUGACUGCCUCUGGAAGCAUCACUACCACUGAACUCUGCCCCAGAGCUGAAAUUGCUCGAAGAAAGGAUGUUGCAAGGCGCUUUCUGUUCAUCAAGAUCAUAUACAAUGACAAAGAAGUUUCCAGAACAGAUCGCCGCUCUCUCAACAAUGAUUUCAGGGUGCACUUUGGCCAGAUUUUUAAUCUGAAGAUUGUUAACUGCCCCCAGAGCAUCAUUUUGCAGGUGUUUGAGGAGACUGCCUUAUCAUCCUUCCUCCUGGCAGACGUAUUUGUGCCUGUGCCAGAAUCUUCAGCUUUGACGGGCAAAGUCCCACUUCAGGAGCUGGAGUUUAGCAGCAACCAGAGAGUAAUGUUUGACCAUGAGGGUGUGGGAAGUGAUGUGCCACUCUCCUUUGAGCCUGAUGGCAGUAACAAUCGAACCCUGCUGACAUCUGGGAAGCUGUGCUGUUGUGUUUCUUGGGGGAUAGGAGAUGAUGAUUUACCACUCGCACCACAUAUGUAUCAGCUGCCUGGCAGUGGUUUGAACCAACUAGAUGCUGUCACAUAUAUUGGGGUAUCUAACCUCAGUGAUAAGAAAAAAAUUGUGGCGUGGGCCAAGCAGGCACGACUAGAUCCCAAUGAUCCAAAAAAUGCUUCAAUCAUGCAGCUGCUACAGCUGGCCAAUAGUGGUGAGGCAACAGCACCAGAGUACUUCCGUCUGGAGCACCUUCAGGAGGAGUUUAACUUUGUGACUGAUGAGGAGUGGAAUAAAUCUAAAAGAUUCCGCCUGCUCCAUUUGAAGAACCAGGGAGUUCCAGAGUUUCGCAACUACAUUGUUCCUGCUGUGGAGAAGGAGAUCCCUAAUGACAUCUUUGAAAAAUAUGAGAAGAGACUGAAGGAGGAAGAGAUUGUUGACACCAAAGAACAUCUGGAUUCACACAGAGCAGCACUUGCCAAAUGUUUUCAUAAGAUGAGAGAAUCUGUUAUCAACAGACUUCUUAGUACCAACCAUCAAUACAGUCUCUCUGACAUGGUAAUCGAAGAGGAAAUUCCAAGCAUUGGUGGUGCAGGUCCAGGGUUUCUGGGAUUUAAUCUGUUCAGACGUUUGUUUGAAACCAGUCGACCCUUGAAACCUCAGAGAAGAGAAAGAAAGAAGGUGACUGCGCAGAGUCUGUCUGAUGGUGAUGUGAAACUCUUGGUCAGCAUCCGCCGUGCAUAUGACAUCCCCACGCGUAUCCCCCAGAGCAGCAAACCAUUACAUUCAACUACAGCUGGGAUAUUUGCCACAGGCCAGACAUCAUCCAGUGUCAUCCAUGGCACCGAUCGGAUACUUGGCCAGGUACAAGUAAGGCCCUUUGUGGAGGUUUCUUUCCAGCGUGCAGUUCUUCAGACAACGACAGCUGAUGGACCAAAUCCUUGCUGGAAUGAGGAGCUGCAGCUUCCAUUUAGUGCUCCGAAUGGUGGCUACAGCACUGCUAGUCUGCAGUCAGUUAAAGAUGAAGUCUUCAUCAACAUUUUUGACGAGAUUGUUUAUGAAACUGGAGUAAAUAACAAAAACGUGGGAAAAUCUGUAAACACGUUGGUCGAAAAACACUGGUUGGGCAGUGUGAAGAUUCCUUUCAGCACCAUUUAUUCUCAGAACAGGAUUGAUGGAACAUUCAAGGUGAAGAUGCCAGCAGUGCUGCUGGGGUACAAUAAGAAGCGGAUUCACGGCAGUGAUGGUGGUUACGAUACAUUCCGCACUCUGAGUGAGGGAACAUACAUCACGCUGUUCAUCACUAUUGAACCUCAGCUGGUGCCUCCAGACUAUGUGAGGAAAAAGCUGGACAGUAAAGAGGACGAGCGUUUACUGCAAGCUUCAGAGAGAUUUGAGAGUGAAGCAGCACGAGGCUUCCCAGACCGACCUUGUAUUUGCACAGUCAUAGACCUCAGUGGGAAGACGGUCUUCAUCACCCGUUACAUCCACCCACUAAAUCCGCCACAGGAGUUACUGGAUGCGUUUGCUGACAGCCCACGGGAGGCCACAGACAUAGUUGCCAGAUUUGUAUCCCUCAUCCCUUCUUUGCCUGACAGAAUUUCGUUUUCUGCUGCUUGUGGUCUUUGGAGUACCUGUGAUCAAUUUCUGACCUAUCUGGCUGGUGAUGAAGAACAUGCUGUACUGCUCUGCAAUUACUUCCUCUUUAUGGGCAAGAAAGCCUGGCUUAUAAUCGGCACUGCUCUACCAGAGGGACCCACAGCAUACGUGUUGACCUUUGAGCAGAAUCGCUACCUAAUCUGGAAUCCCAGCAGUGGUCAGUACUACGACCAGUAUGACUCCUUCUGCCCGCUGCAAACUGUUGGUUGUCUGGUCAGCGCUGACAAUGUUUGGUUCAACAUUCAAAAAUACACCUCACCCAUGCAGAUGAGUUUUGAUAUCACAAAUGGCAAACUGUGGAAGCCCUUUUUCUCCAGGUUCUUCUCUAACCCGGGUCUGUCCAGUGUGCAGCCGGAGCAACUGCUCUAUCGUCCCGCUGAUAAAGAAGGUGCAGCAGAACUUCAGCACAGGAUUGAGAACAUACUGAGGAACAAGAUCAUGCAGUGGCGUCCUUACCAACGAACACAGUGGAACCGUUACUGCGCAACCACCUUCAGGAACUUUCUGCCCACACUGGAGCAAACUCAGGGGCGGGGCGUGGCUGAGGGCCACAGCUACGAGCUGCAAAGCAUGCUGGGAGACACCAGGGUCUCGGGAUUCCCCCUGAACCUGCCGUUCUCAGAGAUGGGACCCGUCAUAGAGGCCGUGUACAGCACCGGGGUCCACACGUCCAGCGGAGAGUUUGCCCUGGCCGUGUAUGUGCACCCCUACCCCAACAACGUUCUAUCCGUGUGGGUUUAUUUGGCAUCACUCAUCUCCAAAGGACACAAGAAUGCUGACGACUAAAGGACGUUUUAUGCUACAGGCGAGGACCAAAACAAGUUGAUUAGUACUUA
This is a messenger RNA of Thalassophryne amazonica, 5194 nucleotides long. It is a transcript of the gene cc2d2a, whose product is annotated as coiled-coil and C2 domain containing 2A. The transcript has 39 exons. Lineage: Eukaryota; Metazoa; Chordata; Actinopteri; Batrachoidiformes; Batrachoididae. Gene Ontology annotation, cellular component: ciliary transition zone. The record is from RefSeq and is a predicted model, not a curated record. Gene Ontology annotation, biological process: protein localization to ciliary transition zone; non-motile cilium assembly. Bases 267 to 5144 code for a protein of 1625 amino acids.